CGAGUCCUUUUUUCCCCUUCUCCAAGUCACUAACAAAAUAUAAAACCCAAGCACCACAUUCUCAUUUGUCAUCCUUAUCCAACAAAAACACAACGUGAAGCUUACUCAAUCGGCAAGUUAUUCAGAAAUCUUUGAUAGCAGAAAUGGCAACUUCACUUGCUCUCAGGAGGGCCACCGCCUCAUCACUCUUCAACAGGCUCGUCAAUCCUGUUCGUUCUGCAUCUGCUUUCCGUUCAUUCAAUACUAACACUCAGAUGGCAGCUUAUGACCAGGAUGAUCGCGGUGUUGAUGUUGACCGCCGGUCCGAUCGCUCUGUCUCUCGCCGCGAUGCUUUCCCUAGUUUAUUCUCAGAUGUAUUUGAUCCAUUUUCAACACCAAUUAGAAGCGUGAGCCAGCUGCUGAACAUGAUGGACCAAAUGAUGGAUUCUCCAUUUGUAGCUGCACCGCGUGCUAUGGGCGCCGGAGUUGGAGCAAGAAGAGGAUGGGACGUGAAGGAGGACGAUAACGCUCUGUAUAUAAAAAUGGACAUGCCUGGUCUCGAUAAAGAGAACGUAAAGGUGGCGGUGGAGGAGAACACACUGAUAAUCAAAGGAGAAGGCGAGAAAGAGUCAGAGAAUGAAGAGUAUAGAAGGAGGUACUCUACUAGACUAGAAAUUCCUCAAAAUAUGUACAAAUUGGAUGGAAUCAAGGCGGAGAUGAAGAAUGGAGUGUUGAAGGUAGCGGUUCCAAAGGUGAAGCAAGAAGAGAGGAAAGAUGUUUUUGAUGUUAAAAUUGAGUGAGAGCUUUUAGCUGUGCCAAAUUUGUGCAAUUGAGUCUUGAUGUUAUAAACUUUUUCCUCUUUUCAGUUCCUAGCUAGGUUGGUCUCUGGAAAAUAAAAGAUGAUGUGCUAAAAAAUUGGCAAUAUGAGUGUAAGAGUCUGUUCAAUUAGCAAACUGGAAAGUUGUUAGAGUAUACUGUUCUCUUGUGUUUUUUUUUGUUCUCUUAACAAUUGCAGCUAUCUUGUGAGCUUUAA
Solanum tuberosum (potato) is the source of this 1012-nucleotide messenger RNA. Its product is annotated as small heat shock protein, chloroplastic. The record is from RefSeq and is a predicted model, not a curated record. Lineage: Eukaryota; Viridiplantae; Streptophyta; Magnoliopsida; Solanales; Solanaceae. The coding region runs from base 144 to 779 and encodes 211 amino acids. The transcript has 2 exons.